Molecule: messenger RNA, 709 nt
Organism: Hyla sarda
Lineage: Eukaryota; Metazoa; Chordata; Amphibia; Anura; Hylidae
Gene: DPY30
Product: dpy-30 histone methyltransferase complex regulatory subunit
Exons: 5
Coding region: 185-487 (100 amino acids)
Cellular component (GO): Set1C/COMPASS complex
Source: RefSeq, a predicted model, not a curated record
CCAUCACUGAGACGUCCACAUCUAUGGGCUGAGUCAGGUAGCUGGAUGGUUGCGGUCCUGGCAGAGGGCGGGAGCGGGGAAGUGUUUAGCGGGGUUGCUAUACAGCUGCUCGGUUUCCGGUGCACGCUGUUCCCUCCCUGCAGCCAUAGUUACCAGGUGCCCGCGUAGCUGACGUGACCUGAAGAUGGAUGCUGAGCAGAGCAUGGAGAGCGGACAGAGCCAGGUUGCGGAAAAUCCACAUUCUGAAUUUGGUCUGACAGAAAAUGUUGAGAGAAUAGUAGAAAAUGAGAAGGCAAGCACAGAAAAAGGUUCCAAGCAGAAAGUGGAUUUACAGGCCCUGCCUACACGUGCAUAUCUUGAUCAGACAGUGGUUCCAAUACUUCUACAAGGCCUUUCUGUGCUAGCAAAGGAAAGGCCUCCAAAUCCAAUAGAAUUCCUAGCAGCUUACUUGUUAAAAAAUAAGACUCAGUUUGAAGAACGAAGCUAAUGGACAAUACUGGAAAAGAAUGGAACAGGUGACCAAAAAAGAGUUCUUUUUAAAAACAUCAUGAAUUCAAAGUAGAGAACAUUCAAUCAAGAAUUCGACUUUGAAUGAGACCCAUAGCGGACUCAUUUUAUUUAACUCUUGACCUUGUAUGUCUCUUGCAAACUUAUGACCCGUUUGUUAUAAGUGACCUUUAGAGAAAUAAAAGCUUUUUAAAGUAGACAA